Messenger RNA from Esox lucius (northern pike), 3996 nucleotides. RefSeq names its product casc3 exon junction complex subunit (gene casc3). Gene Ontology annotation, cellular component: exon-exon junction complex. The transcript has 13 exons. Gene Ontology annotation, molecular function: mRNA binding. NCBI's taxonomy places the organism in Eukaryota, Metazoa, Chordata, Actinopteri, Esociformes, Esocidae. Bases 28 to 2346 code for a protein of 772 amino acids. The record is from RefSeq and is a predicted model, not a curated record. Gene Ontology annotation, biological process: mRNA processing.
UCCGGUUUCCUCUAUUUGAUUCCUAAGAUGGCGGACCGGCGGCGGCGAAGGAGGCGCGCGUCCCAGGACAGCGAUGAGGACGAUGAAUCUGUGUCGGGAUCGGAUAGCGAAAAGUCCCUUUCAACAACGAUAAAGCCCCGUGGAGGGGAUCCUGAACCUAUUGAGUCACCUGCUGUCCGUGUGGUUCCAAAAAUCGACGCUGAAUCUGAAUGUGAAAGUGAAGAUGGCGUGGGAGAAGCUGUCAUUUCAGACUAUGAAAGUGAAGAUCCUGACAAAAAUUGCUCCCAUUCAGAGGGUGGCGAUGACGAAGAAGAAGAGGAUGAAGUCCAAACGCCAGCCGCUGAGGCCAAGCCCAGCCCUGUCUUGGAUACUGACACCCUAGCUGCGGACGAGCUGCACGAAGGAGUGGAGGAAGAUGAGGGGCAGGAAGGGAAGAAGGAGGAACGUGUGAGUAAAGAAGUAAAGUGUGAAGAUAAAGACAACCUGGCAGGGGAACGGCAAAGCGGGGACGGCCAGGAAAGCACAGAUGACCCGGAGAAUAAAGGGACUAAACCAGGCCUCAAAUUGGAUGAUGAUCAGGAUCGGAAUAACCCUGCCUACAUCCCUCGUAAGGGAAUGUUCUUUGAGCAUGAUGUCAGGGGUAGCACACAGGAGGAGGAGCGGCCUAAGGGCCGUAACCGAAAGCUGUGGAAGGAUGAGGGCCGCUGGGAGCACGACCGGUUCAGGGAGGAGGAGCAGGCACCCAAGUCACGGGACGAGCUGAUUGCCAUCUAUGGCUAUGACAUCCGCAAUGGGGGUGACCGCUCCUACAGACAGCGCAAGCCCAGACACAGCACCUCCCCGGUCCGGGACAAGCGCUGGCGUGACGGAGACAGGGAGAGGCCAGUCCGUGGCUCCUGGCAGCAGGGGGGGAACCCCAACAGCCGUGCGCCCCCAGCCUCAUCCCCGCAGCAGUCUGGCACUUCCCCCUUGAACGCCCCCAACACCCAGCGCAACCCCACCUCCACCACCCGGCCCUCCCCACAACCCCCACCCCGUGGCUUCCAGGGCAACAGGCCCCCCCAGGCCCAGCACAGGGUCGACAGGAACCAGGAGUCCCAGCGACCGGGCCCCAAGGCCGAGCCCACCCAUAUCCGGAGCUCGCCCUCCGUGGACGGGGAGCGGACCCCCAGGGGCAGGGGGGGCUGGGGGUCUCACACGGAGCGCAGCCCCUCGGUAGUGGUGGAGGACGUUCGCAGCGAGGAGGAUGAUGAGCAGAGUGCCGCCACGGCAACGGCGUCACAAUCCGCCUACCACCACAACCACGGCGGCAAGGGGGACCGGGAGAGGGAGAGUGACACCCCCCGACGACAAGAGCAGCACAGGGGUGGGUCUUCCCCCGCGGCGGACAGCACGGCCACGCGUGACGCCUCCCCGCCCCCCGAGCGGCCCGUGGAAAAGAAGUCAUACUCCCUGGCCCGGAGGACUCGUACCCGGCCCACAGAUUUGGGGAAGCAGGCCUCCCUGGAGGAGUCUGCCCCCGGUGUCUCUCCCUCGACUCUGAAGAGUGAGCCGUGGCAGGGCCCUGGGCCGAGGCAGGGUGAGGGCGAUCCGGGAAGCGGUAGCCAGGGAACCGGACUCACUGGGCUGGACCAGAACCUGGCCAGGCUCAGCCUGGCCGGGCAGAACUGGGCCCAGAAUCAACCCUCAUACCUACGUGCUGAGAUGAGCGGCAUCCCUAACAAUAUGCAUAUGGGGGGAGGAUCUGCCCAGUACAGCAACAUGGAAGAAAUGGGGGCUGGGAACCGGGCGAAGCGCUACUCGGCCCAGCGCCAGAGGCCCGUCCCAGAGCCAGCUGCUCCUAUGCACAUAGGGGUCAUGGAUGGCCACUACUAUGAACCCAUGUCUUACCAAGGACCAAUCUACACCCAUGGGGAUGGCCCCGCCCCUCUCCCGCCCCAGGGCAUGCUGGUCCAGCCUGAGAUGCACCUUGCCCACCCAGGUCUCCAUCCGCACCAGUCGGCCGGCCCCAUGCCUAACCCGGCUCUCUACGCGGCUCCAUCCGUCUCCAUGUCCCCCGGACAGCCGCCUCCCCAGCAGCUGCUUGCCCCGCCCUUCUAUCCUCCACCAGGGGUCAUGACCUUUGGGAACACCAACUACCCCUAUCCAGCAGGAGCCAGCCUGCCCCCCAUGUACAACCCCCAGGCCCAGUCCCAGGUGUAUGGUCAGUCCCAGGUGUAUGGGGGAGUGACGUACUACGACACCAUGCAGCAGCAGGCCCAGCCCAAACCGUCUCCUCCUCGUCGCUCCUCCCAGCCCGUCACAGUCAAACCUCCCCCGCCCGAGGUAGCGUAUGUCCCGGAGUGAGCCCCAAAACCCCAGCGACCCCCACCAACCUACCAACAACUGGACCACAGUGGGAAGCCCGGUCAGGAGGUCAGAUCCUAGGACGACGUUCCGAGUGGAUGUGUCCAUCGGAAGAACGAAGGGGGCGCGGUCUUCAGUCAAGGACCAGCACCAUGUGUUUAGUGGAUAAAUAGGAUUAUUUUCAUCGAAGGACAUUCUGCCUUGUUUAGACACGCCGGCGGGUUGUCCUUCACUGUACUGGGGCUUUUUCUCAUUCACCUGUUCUUGUCCACCUUUCAGUGUUUUGCCCCUCAGUGGUUUUUACCUAUUGACUCGAGUGUUGUCUUAACCUGAAAAAUAUCACCUGAUAAAGCGUAAACAAAAGCCCGUCCUAACAACUCCCUAAGAAUUUGGUGAAAACGUCAACAAUGAAAUUUGUUCGUCGGCUCCUUCUAACAAACUGUCGCUCAACUGUAAGUGUGUUAAUGCAAAACGCGUUGUCAGCUGGAACCGUUUUUUUGUAUUUUUUUAAAGACUGGCUUUAAUGCGUACUGUAUGUAAAGUAUUAUGACGAGUUCUGAACCUGGUUGGCUGUUUUUGGGCUGUCUCAGGCACCAGACCCAACCUCUGACAGUCUCCCAGUCUAUCCAUUACUUUGCUUUUUGUCUCUGUCAGAAUGUCCCCAUUUCGUCUGUCAGCAGCAUCCUAGCUCACUUACUUACGGUCCCCUAAAUGUGUCUUGCAUACAGAUGGUGCUUACCUGUAGCUAAUAGCGUAGAGUCUGAUACGAACCUCUCCAGUUAGCAAGACUGUGAGGCAUGUCAACGUUCUGUUUGUUUUUUUCUCUUGAUACCUUCCACACUGUACAAUUAUUAUAAUUACUUUUUUUUAAUGUAAUACUGUAUAACCAGACAACCAUUUAACCUUGCCUGAUACUGGCGUACCGUUCAGUGCUACUGCUUGGUGAUAGCUUUCUAAUGUAAGUGUAUAUAGAUAAAUGUAUAUUACAACCUGUGGUCUAAAUGAGCAGUAAUACUACCACAUUGUUCCGAAUGAAUACUGUUGCUAGGAACAAACGUCGACAGGGACCGUCAGUUUGUAUUCUGGAUGCAGUUUGCUGGACUGAUCAGAUUGCCGAUUCUCUGGUUUUCCAGAUUAAAUCUUUUGUUUUGGGGUAGUGUGUUUUGUUUUUAUUCCCAUUAUUUUCCUAUCAAUUCUUUUGUAUAAGUGACCAGUGAACUGAAUCUGAAUUUUUCAUUUUGACAGUUCAUCCCAACAUUUUAUUUCCCUAUAUAAAUUUAACUUCCAGAUCUACAUACAUGCAUGUUAUUGAAACAGAAAUCUGGUUGUCAGUUCAGUUGGUGCUGGUGGCUACAUGCUGUUACUGUGUCCAACUGGGGUAAGUUGAUAGAUUGUUAAAAUGUUUUUUCAGCCAUUGACCCAAAACGGUAUAAACUAAAUUUAGUUUUAUUAAAAGCUUGUAAGAAUAUUAUUUAAAAUGUUAAAUUUUCUCUGCCUUAAUGAUAAAUUGGUUUGACACGUUUUCUUUUGACUAGACCUGCCAACACUGUGAGGGCUUGUAUGUUUCAUAGAUGUUUCAGUAUGUGUUUUUGUUGUUUGUGGUCUGGAGCUUAUUUUGUGAACACAAACAUUAAACAAACGCUAGGAGAA